Molecule: messenger RNA, 450 nt
Organism: Trichoderma virens Gv29-8
Lineage: Eukaryota; Fungi; Ascomycota; Sordariomycetes; Hypocreales; Hypocreaceae
Exons: 1
Coding region: 1-450 (149 amino acids)
Source: RefSeq, a predicted model, not a curated record
AUGGAGGCGUCCGUUAGAUAUGUCAUCCAGCAAAGGGUCAACUCGACUACCGACAGUGUCAUCGAUGGCAUCGCCGAAGGUUUUACACAGAUGACGUCCCAAAUUGCAGGCCUGGAGAAGCGUAUGACGGAUCUUCAAGAAGCCGUCGCAGAAACAACCGCCUCCUGGCUACUCUUGUCAACAAUAUUGCUGCUCUCAAGGAACAUGGAGAAUACCUUCACGACAUUAACCACCCAAGCCUCCAAUGGCUAUGUGGAGUUUAAGAUUCGUAAUAAGAAGCGGCUAGUAAAUACCUAUCUACUAUCGCUACUUUCUGCUACUAUCGCUACUAUCGCUACUUUCUGCUAUCGCUACUUCUUCUACUCUCAGACGCCAUGUAAGCUAGCAAAGAGCACUCCGACAAAGACUCCAGAGACUACUGAAGAUAGGCAAAUACAUCAAUGCUGUUAA